Molecule: messenger RNA, 1032 nt
Organism: Loxodonta africana (African savanna elephant)
Lineage: Eukaryota; Metazoa; Chordata; Mammalia; Proboscidea; Elephantidae
Gene: CCDC152
Product: coiled-coil domain containing 152
Exons: 9
Coding region: 21-1028 (335 amino acids)
Source: RefSeq, a predicted model, not a curated record
CCGCUAUUGUUCUGGUGUAGAUGCUGAGGGGAACCAGAGCCAAGGAGGUAGAUUGCUGGUGGUGGGAGGGCAAUAGCAGGGGCACUAGCGGGCCAGGAGACGUACAGGACCCAUUGUUGGGGGAACCUGUUUCCUGGGGUGGCGACAGCAGUCAGUGGCGGACCAGCCACCGUGGGCAGGGGGCGAGGGAAAUCGUGGGGAACCUCACUCAGGAGGGUGAGCAACACAGAGACAUGGAUCAAAGCAGUGAAGGAGGUGUGAAAAAGAUAAGCAGUGUGAAUCUUGACAAACUUAUAAGUGACUUCUUGCAGAUAGAAAAGAAAAUAAUAGAAACCAGUGGAAAGAACAAUAUAUUGGAUAUUCAGUUGGAAAAGACUAAUUGUUUAUUAAAAGCAAUGCAGACAAAGGAGGUCUCAAUUAAAAAAGAAUGUGCUACUCUUCAUGAUAUGAUAAAAGGACUACAGCAGACCAUUGGAUAUCAACAUAAUUUAAAAGAUGAAAAUGAACAACUAAAAAGAAAUACUGAUCUUAUGAAGGAGAAACUAAAGUCUCACGAACAGGAAUAUAAGAAUAAUAUUGUCAAACUUGUGAAUGAAAUGAAAAUCAAAGAGGAUGGAUAUAAGACAGAAAUAAGGAAACUUUAUCAGGACAUGCAAAAACAAGCCGAAUUAAAUGAAGAAAAGCGCAAAGAACUGAUAGAGAAAAAGGAGAUGGAAAUUUCAGAGUUAAAUGCAAAGUUAAGAACUCAAGAAAAGGAAAAACAAAAUGAAUUAGUCAAAUUACAAAUGGAGUUUGAUGCCAAACUAGCAAGAGUUCAAACUAAAUCAACAAAAUCAUAUCUGGAUUCUACUGUUUUGCCACAGAGUAUCUACAGAAGGAAGCUCCAACAUCUUCAAGAAGAAAAAAACAAGGAGAUUGCUAUUCUUCGUAAUACCAUUCGCGAUUUAGAGCAACGCCUUUCUGUCGACAAAGUUUCUCCCCUUAAGCCUGUUGCCAAAGAUUGUCAUCUUAAACGUAGACGGUUUUGAGUAU